This is a messenger RNA of Penicillium alfredii, 1887 nucleotides long. Its product is annotated as RBR-type E3 ubiquitin transferase. Gene Ontology annotation, cellular component: cytoplasm; ubiquitin ligase complex. Gene Ontology annotation, molecular function: zinc ion binding; ubiquitin protein ligase activity; ubiquitin conjugating enzyme binding. The record is from RefSeq and is a predicted model, not a curated record. The transcript has a single exon. Bases 1 to 1887 code for a protein of 628 amino acids. Lineage: Eukaryota; Fungi; Ascomycota; Eurotiomycetes; Eurotiales; Aspergillaceae. Gene Ontology annotation, biological process: protein polyubiquitination; positive regulation of proteasomal ubiquitin-dependent protein catabolic process; ubiquitin-dependent protein catabolic process.
AUGACGGAACUCGAGUCGGAUGACCGCUCUGUUGAGUUGUCAUCCAUCGUUGCCAUCUAUCCGGAAAUUCAGAUCGAUCCCUCCUCUCCAUUCAAGGCCUCACUAGAUCUGCCAGUCGCCCCGUCAUCGCCAGCCCACAUUUGCUUUCAGCAGCUCGACACCGGAUUCUCUCCCGCGCUGACACCCCCGACCUCUGUGGAUGGAUCGAAGGCGGAUCUGGCUCAUCCCGCUAUCAGAGAUACCCACAUCAUCUCUCACUUGCCUCCGCUCAGUCUCAAUAUCGAGUUGCCCGACGGAUACCCCUCUGAGAACCCUCCAAUCGUUCACCUCGGCACCUGCCCGCCGUGGCUUCAAUCCUCGGUUCUGACGAAACUAUCAGAUGACUGCCAGCGACUAUGGGAGGAAUGUGGAAAGGACUUGGUGGUGUAUACCUACAUCGAUCAUCUUCAGCAGCUCGCUGAAACAGCCUUUGGGAUUCAAGACGGACCGGACGGGGAAGUGUGUCUGUCGCGGGACUUGAAAGUCGCAAUGUUGGACUUCAACAACAAGGCCGAACGGGAGAAGUUUGAACAAGAGACCUUUGAAUGUGGAGUGUGCCUGGAACCGAAGAAAGGCGUCAACUGCUAUCGACUCCUCCGAUGCUCGCACGUCUUUUGCAUUCCUUGCCUGCAAGAUUUCUACAAUAGUUGCAUCACUGAAGGAGAUGUCGACAGCGUGAAGUGCAUGGCGCCGGAUUGCACGACCAACCAAGGCCCCACGGCUGUGCUGACCAGCGAAAGCCCGGUACCGAAGCGUAAGAAGCGUGAUCGGACCUUGGGACCCAGUGAGCUUCUCCAGAUCCCACUGGCUGCAGAGACCGUGCAACGAUACAUAUUUCUCAAGCGCAAGAAGAAGAUCGAGGCGGACAAAACUACGGUUUAUUGCCCGCGACAAUGGUGCCAGGGAGCUGCGAGAUCUAAACGCCAUCCCAAGCCAGCGGAUCCGAUGGCGGACGACCUGGACGCCUCCGAUGAAGAAGACGGGUUUGUUUUUGAUCCUCUUGGAGACGAAGCCCAGCUGCCCCCGGUUGCGGAGCGGGUGGCCAUCUGCGAGGACUGUGACUAUGCCUUUUGCUGCGUGUGUAAGAAGGGUUGGCACGGCGAAUUGGUGCGCUGUUUCCCACGCCGCCAGGCUGAACAGACCGAGGAAGAGAAAGCAACCGAGGAGUACUUGCGGAUGUACACGUCUCCAUGCCCAACAUGCAAUGUGCCCUGCCAGAAACGAAUGGGCUGCAACCAUAUGCGGUGCUUCCAGUGCGAUACCCACUUCUGCUAUCUGUGCUCGAGUUGGCUGUCGACGGAAAACCCGUACCGCCACUUCAAUGAGCGGAGCAGCAAGUGUUACAACCGUCUAUGGGAUAUGGAGGGUGGCGACGGACUCAAUCCGGAUGGCGCCGAAGAGCUUCACCGCAUCCCCGAGGCCCUUUUAGUCUUUGACGAUGACCCCCCAGACGCCGACAGCGGAAGUGAGGAUGGCGAUGACCGCCCUGUCUGGGACUUUGACGAAAGUGACGACGAUCACGAGCGACGACACCCACCCCCUCCGGCUCCCAUCCCACCACAGGCCCCUGGUCCCCCACGCGGGGCCGGCCUACUUGAUCAGCGCCAGAACCCAAUUGUACUUGAUGCCGCCGCUCGUGCGGCCGCCGAGCGUCAGGCUCAAGCGCGCGCCAUAGCCGAGGUGCGCAACCGCCUGGAUGCCGGACGUCCUGCGCAGGGAGCCGAUGCCCCUCGAGGCGCUCAAGUAGACCGCGAGCGAGACCGGCGAAUUGGGCUGCAGCGAUUUUUGGCUCUUGUGCGAAACGACCGUGAAGAUGAAUGGGACAGUGAUGAAUUGGACGACUUUUGA